This is a messenger RNA of Neurospora hispaniola, 1790 nucleotides long. Its product is annotated as FAD/NAD(P)-binding domain-containing protein. The transcript has 4 exons. Lineage: Eukaryota; Fungi; Ascomycota; Sordariomycetes; Sordariales; Sordariaceae. The record is from RefSeq and is a predicted model, not a curated record. Gene Ontology annotation, molecular function: oxidoreductase activity. Bases 93 to 1646 code for a protein of 517 amino acids.
CUUCGGUUUCCUUCUUCCUCACGCCCGGCCUAGGCUUCGACUACCUUAUACAUAUUAAUCCUCAAUCAUACACAACGCAGAUUUAUUCCACAAUGGCUGAUAUUAAUGUUGACGUUCUCGUUAUCGGCGCUGGCCCAACUGGUUUGGGUGCUGCCAAGCGCCUCAACCACAUUAACGGCCCUUCGUGGUUGAUCGUUGACGCCAACGACAAGGCCGGUGGUCUCGCCUCUACAGAUGUUACCCCUGAGGGUUUCCUCUAUGAUGUUGGUGGCCACGUCAUCUUCUCUCACUACAAGUACUUUGACGACUGCCUUGACGAGGCUCUUCCCAAGGCGGAUGACUGGUACACACAUCAGCGCAUUUCCUAUGUGCGCUACAAGGGCCUCUGGGUCCCCUACCCUUUCCAGAACAACAUCUCCAUGUUGCCCGACGAGGACAAGGUCAAGUGCGUCGAGGGCAUGAUCGAUGCCGCUCUUGAGCACCGUGUUGCCAACACCAAGCCCAAGGACUUCGAUGAGUGGAUCCUGCGCAACUGUGGCGAGGGUGUUGCCAACAUCUUCAUGAGGCCCUACAACUACAAAGUCUGGGCCGUGCCCACCACCAGGAUGCAAUGCGAGUGGCUCGGCGAGCGUGUCGCCGCCCCCAACGUCAAGCUUGUCACCAGGAAUGUCAUCCUUAACAAGACUGCCGGAAACUGGGGCCCCAACGCUACCUUCCGCUUCCCUGCCCGCGACGGAACCGGUGGUAUCUGGAUCGCCGUCUCCAACACUCUACCCGAGAAGAACAAGCGCUACGGCAAGCACGGAGAGGUCACCAAGGUCGAUGCCGAGAAGAAGAUUGUCACGCUCGGUGACGGCACCACCGUCAAGUAUGGCAAGCUCAUCAACACCAUGGCUGUGGACCACCUUGUUGAGAAGAUGGGCAACCAGGAGCUUGUAUCGCUCUCCAAGGGUCUUUACUACUCCUCCACCCAUGUCAUCGGUGUCGGCAUCCGUGGCGAGCGUCCUGAGCGCAUCGGCGACAAGUGCUGGCUCUACUUCCCCGAGGACAACUGCCCCUUCUACCGCGCCACCAUCUUCUCCAACUACUCCCCUUACAACCAGCCCGAGGCCGGUGCCAAGCUGCCCACCCUCUACAAGGCUGACGGCUCCAAGGCCAGCUCUGAUGAGGCUAAGGAGGGUCCUUACUGGUCCAUCAUGCUCGAGGUUUCGCAGUCUACCGUAAAGCCCGUCGAUGAGGAGAAUCUGCUCAAGGACUGCAUCCAGGGUCUCAUCAACACCGAGAUGAUCAAGCCCGAGGAUGAGAUCGUCUCCACCUACCACCGCAAGUUCGACCACGGCUACCCCACCCCCUCGCUCGAAAGAGAGGGUGUCCUCAAGGAGCUUCUCCCCAAGCUUCAGGAUAUGGACAUCUGGUCCCGUGGUCGUUUCGGCAGCUGGAGGUACGAGGUUGGUAACCAGGACCACUCGUUUAUGUUGGGUGUCGAGGCUGUGGACAACAUUGUCACCGGUGCUGUCGAGCUGACCCUCAACUACCCCGACUUCGUCAACGGACGUCAGAACACUGAGCGCAGGCUCGCCCAGUCAUUUGUCUUUGGCGUCAAGGAGGAUCAGUCGAUCCCCGCGAGGUCGGCGCUUCCUAACUAAGAAAAGGAAAGAUGGAGGAAUCGAAAACUAUAUCUCACUUGGAUGUGGACAAUUGCGAGAUGAAGUAAGGAUAUACGCAGAGCAUGAGAGGGAGGAAAAUCUUGCACUUGCAUAACCAUGAUAAAUUAGCACACGUUACUUGCU